Messenger RNA from Brassica napus (rape), 3000 nucleotides. Its product is annotated as cation/H(+) antiporter 27-like. Gene Ontology annotation, cellular component: endomembrane system; membrane. The coding region runs from base 685 to 3000 and encodes 771 amino acids. The transcript is spliced from 7 exons. Lineage: Eukaryota; Viridiplantae; Streptophyta; Magnoliopsida; Brassicales; Brassicaceae. The record is from RefSeq and is a predicted model, not a curated record. Gene Ontology annotation, biological process: proton transmembrane transport; regulation of pH. Gene Ontology annotation, molecular function: antiporter activity.
UUUCCAAAUAAUUUGUGUUCACUUUAUAACAGUAUAGAAGAAAGUAAAAAAUGGAAAAGGCCAUUUCUCAGUUCCUUCUAUUUAUUUUCUCGCUUAUAUGUUUGUAAAAUAAAUUUUCAUUUUUGUGUAGUUAAUAAUAAACUUAAUUUAGAUCAUGAGGCGUUCAAUAUGUAACAUAGACUGAUGUUUUUAAAUGAAAUGUUCCGUUACAUGUGACAAUCCAUACCGAUAUUAAUUAUAAGGUAUAAUCGCUAUGAAUGAUUGAGUUGGCCAUCAUAAUAUAUUAAUAUGUAGCGUAGUAGGAUGACUUCUCACGAGAAAUGAAGAACAAGAGGAUAAUCAAUCAAUGAUAAAAUACUAUUUUAACAUUUUUUUUUUGCUGAAAUUUUAACUAUUUUAACAUUUAUUACAUGCAGUAUAUAUAUUGACCCAAUCAAUCUAAAGCUAUAAUAUGAUUAUCCGAUCAUGCCCAAGAUUUUGUACCACACAAGCAGAUAUGAGACCUUAAAAGUAGGAUGACGAGAAAUGAAGAACAAGAGGAUAAUCGGUAUCGAAUAUUAAACCCCUAAAUAUAGAGAGGCGAAAAAAAACAAGAAUAGUUAUACUUUGUUCCUCUACAAUAUAUCUCCCUCUCUCUUUCUAUGCUUUGGCUCUUUAGGGAAACACCUAAUCUAGAAGGUGAAAAUGGAAAAUAUAACCAAAACAUAUAACUACGGAGGAGUAGACUGGAUUUGCGAGACAUGGAUAGGUGCAAGCUCGAUGGGCAUUGCGCAUGGAGAGAAUCCGAUCAAGUUUGCUCUUCCUCUUCUUCUCCUUCAGAUAUCUGUGGUCUCCCUAUUUUCCAUGUUUUUUCAGUUCCUUCUCCGGCCUUUCGGAAAAUUUGCAUUUCUCUCUCAGAUCCUCGCUGGGAUCUGCUUAGGACCGUCGAUUAUAGGACGUAACAAACAGUACAUGUCGACAUUUUUCUACACGAGAAGCAUGUACAUAAUCGAAUCCUUUGAGGCCAUAUGUUUCCUCUUCAUCUGCUACGUCACAACAUGUCAAAUAGACACGCAUAUGAUAAAGAGAGUAGGCAGGUUAGCAUUCAUAAACGGCAUCAAAACCGGCAUCGUCCUUUUCCUUAUACCUUUCCUGUGGGGCCAAUUCACUGCCGUCUUGAUCUCCAAGAGGCUAGGAGGUAGACCCGCCGGGGUAUCUCCUGCGGAGUUUCAUCACGUGGCGAUCGUGCAGUCCACCAUGUUCUUUCAGGUGGUUUACGGAGUGUUGUCGAACCUAAAGAUGCUCAACACCGAGCCAGGGAGGUUAGCACUUGCCUCCAUGAUGGUCCAUGACUGCCUCUCUUGGUGUUUUUUCAUGCUUAACAUCGCCCUUAAACAUAACACUCACUUAGCCGAUAAAAAUCACGCCUAUUACUUGUCCGCCGCACAGAUGCUAAUGAUAGUGAUGAUAGUAUACGUGUUCCGGCCGAUAAUGGAGUGGAUGAUGAAGAGAACACCAGAGGGACACUCUCUAAAGGCAUCAUAUCUCACCGUUAUAUGUGUCUUGCUCUUCAUCUCUUCUCUCUGGUCAGAAUUUGUGGGCUUACCUUACUUCUUUGGUGCGGUGGCCUUGGGUCUAGCCACCCCGAAACGUCCGCCUCUUGGAACAGGACUCUCAGAAAAAAUGGGUUGCUUCAUCUGGUAUUUCCUGAUGCCUUGCUACAUCAUAGGGAUUGGCUACAACAUGGAUCUCUCUCUGUUUUCCUUGGGAGAUUUAAUCCGCUAUGAGAUACUCUUUGGCAUGGUCCGGUUCGCCAAAGUCGUGGCUGUUGCCUUGCCUUCCCUUUACUAUAAUGUGCCACUUUGGCACGCCAUUCUUGUCGGGUUUAUCGUCAAUAUCCAAGGAAUUUACGAUGUUCAAAUCUACAAACAGAACUUCAAUUACAGGAAAAUAUCAAAGAAAACAUUUGGAGCAAUGGUGAUGUCAGCAAUGAUAAACUCAACAAUUCUCAUAGUGGUUGUCAAGAAAGUGUACCAAACCAUGAGCAAACGCAACCCCUACAAGAGACGUACGGUUCAACACUGUCGAAUCGAGGCUCCUUUGAGGAUCCUCACUUGUUUCAGGCAGCGCGAGGCGGUCCGUCCGGUGCUGGACCUCGUCGAACUCUCUCGUCCAGCCAUCGGAUCUCCUCUCUCCGUCUUCGCCUUGAACUUAGAAGAGCUGAAUAACCAUAGUCUUCCUCUUCUCAUUCAUCACACGCAAGAGAUAAGUCCCUUCGUCGUGCCUAGCCCAAGAGACCAGAUCGUUAAGGCCUUCCACAACUACGAGAAGACUAAUCCGGAGACCGUACUGAUAGAGUGCUUUACGGCGGUGGCACCGCGGAAGACGAUGCACGAGGACGUUUGCACAAUUGCAUUUGACCAGGAGACAGAUCUUGUGGUCCUAACUCUUGAUGCCGGGAUGGAGUCGUGGGAGAGGCUGUUGUGUAGGAAUCUCCUGCAAACAUGUCCGUGCUCCGUCGCGCUCUUCAUAGACCGAGGGAGGCUCCCUGAUUUCAGGUUCGUUCCCAUCAAAAAGCUUUGCAUCACUAUCUGCGCUGUCUUCUUAGGCGGACCAGAUGACCGCGAAAUGCUUGCUUAUGCUACACGCUUAGCAAACCAUCCGAGCGUCGAGCUUCAUGUCUUCCGGCUGUUGGAUCAGAACGGCGCCUCGCCGCUCCGAGACAUGGUCGAGAGAAAUCACGACAUGAGAGUCAUCAACGUGUUUCGCAAAGAGAAUUCCGAAAAUAACAUAAUCUUCAGAGAGGUAAGAAUAGAGGAAGCUGUGGAACUGAUGGAGUUGCUAAGGAAGGAAGGAGACGACUUCGAUGUGAUGAUGGUUGGGAUAAGACACGAAGAGAAUCUAUUGAUGUUGGAAGGGUUGUCAGAAUGGAGCAAGAUGAAGGAAUUAGGAGAGCUUGGAGAUUUGUUGAUCUCCAAAGAUCUCCAGCUCUCUGUCUCUGUUCUCGCUCUCCACCAAUGA